Molecule: messenger RNA, 2163 nt
Organism: Peromyscus leucopus (white-footed mouse)
Lineage: Eukaryota; Metazoa; Chordata; Mammalia; Rodentia; Cricetidae
Gene: Creb3l1
Product: cAMP responsive element binding protein 3 like 1
Exons: 11
Coding region: 32-1891 (619 amino acids)
Biological process (GO): regulation of transcription by RNA polymerase II
Molecular function (GO): DNA-binding transcription factor activity, RNA polymerase II-specific; cAMP response element binding
Source: RefSeq, a predicted model, not a curated record
CCCAGAGCACCUGGACCACUUUGUGGAGAACAUGGAGGACUUCUCCAAUGACCUGUUCAGCAGCUUCUUUGAUGACCCUGUGCUGGAUGAGAAGAGCCCUCUGCUGGACAUGGAACUGGACGCCCCUGCUCCAGGGAUCCAGGCUGAGCACAGCUACUCCCUGAGUGGGGAUUCUGCACCCCAGAGUCCCCUUGUGCCCAUCAAGAUGGAGGACACCACCCAAGAUGUAGAACGCGGAGCAUGGGCACUGGGACACAAACUGUGCUCCAUUAUGGUGAAGCAGGAGCAGAGCCCGGAGCUACCCGUCGACCCUCUGGCUGCCUCCUCUGCCAUGGCUGCUGCUGCUGCCAUGGCCACACCACCACUGCUGGGCCUCAGCCCCAUCUCCAGGCUGCCCAUCCCUCACCAGGCCCCAGGAGAAAUGACUCAGCUGCCAGUGAUCAAAGCAGAACCCCCAGAAGUGAGCCAGUUCCUCAAAGUGACACCAGAGGACCUCGUACAGAUGCCUCCGACACCCCCCAGCAGCCAUGGCAGUGACAGUGACGGCUCCCAGAGUCCCCGCUCUCUGCCCCCUUCCAGCCCUGUCCGGCCCAUGGCCCGCUCCUCCAUGGCCAUUUCCACCUCGCCGCUCCUCACUGCCCCUCACAAACUACAGGGGACAUCAGGGCCACUGCUCUUGACAGAAGAGGAGAAGCGAACCUUGAUCGCCGAGGGCUACCCCAUCCCCACAAAACUCCCCCUCACCAAGGCUGAGGAGAAGGCCUUGAAGAGGGUACGCAGGAAAAUUAAGAACAAGAUCUCGGCCCAGGAGAGCCGCCGCAAGAAGAAGGAGUACGUGGAAUGUCUAGAAAAGAAGGUGGAGACAUAUACAUCAGAGAACACUGAGCUGUGGAAGAAGGUGGAGACCCUAGAGAAUGCCAACAGGACCCUGCUCCAGCAGCUGCAGAAACUCCAGACUCUGGUCACCAGCAAGAUCUCCAGACCUUACAAGAUGGCGGCCACUCAGACCGGCACCUGCCUCAUGGUGGCAGCCUUGUGCUUCGUUCUGGUGCUGGGCUCCCUGGCGCCCUGCCUUCCUGCCUUCUCUUCCGGCUCGAAGACUGUGAAGGAAGACCCUAUUGCAGCUGACAGCGUCUACACAGCCAGUCAGAUGCCCUCCCGAAGCCUACUGUUCUACGAUGAUGGGACAGGUUCGUGGGAAGAUGGCCGAGGUGCCCUACUGCCUGUGGAGCCCCCAGAAGCCUGGGAGCUCAAACCCGGGGGGCCGGGAGAGCCGAGGCCCCAGGCCCACCUCCGACAUGACCAUGUGGACAGCACCCAUGAGACCUCCAAGUACUUGAGUGAGACCUGGCCAGAGGACACUAAUGACAACGGCACCAGCCCCAACUUCUCCCACCCCAAGGAGUGGUUCGCGACAGGGAUCUGGGCCCCAACACCACCAUCAAACUCUCCUAGGCCGCUCCGAGACCCAGGACACAGGACGGACACCCUGGCACCCAGAAGAGGCGUUCUCUUGCUCACUGACCCAGAUCCAGCUCCCACCCCCGCCCUGGAGCCCUCUGCCCCAGGAGAAGGGGUCUUUCAUCUCCUCAGCCAUCCCAGCCCCUGCUGUGGCUGGGGCCCCUCUCUGUCCCCGGACAUUUGGACUGCUCCCCUGGGCCAACCACUCUGUCCCCACUUCUCCUCCCACAAUCACCCGUCCUCCUCCAAUAAACCACUCACUGGGCCACCACUCCGGUUCCUUUCCCAUAGUGACCAACACGACCACUGUUCCUGGCCCCUCAUACACACACACAAACACACAGACAUACAUACAAACACGUGCCCACACAAUCACACACCCCCAUCUCCUACUGUACAGAGACCAAGAACAGAAAUUGUUUGUAAAUAAUGAACCUUAUUUUUUAUUAUUGCCAAUCCCCUAAGAUAUUGUAUUUUACAAAUCUCCCUUCCAUCAUCUCUCCCUGUUUUGUAUUUUACAAAGUUAGCGCGGGCUUUGCUACCCCUUGGCCUGGGACAGAGGGACACCCCACCCUCACCUGGCUUCCCCAUGCCGCUGCCCAAGCUGCUGGGCCUUUUUAAUCGCCAAACUGCUCCCUCCACCAGCUCAGCACACGCUUUAAGAAAGCAAAAUGAAAAAAAAAAAAAAAGAUUCAGCAUCAA